Molecule: messenger RNA, 819 nt
Organism: Cantharellus anzutake
Lineage: Eukaryota; Fungi; Basidiomycota; Agaricomycetes; Cantharellales; Hydnaceae
Exons: 1
Coding region: 1-819 (272 amino acids)
Source: RefSeq, a predicted model, not a curated record
AUGCCAGACACAACCACAAAUCGUGAAAAGCCCAACCAGACAGGAAAGGAGAAACAUGCAGAGGCAAGAGCCAAUGUGCAAGACCCUAAACCCAAAUGGAAAGGCGAAUCCUCCCUGAAGCAGUCAGGGAACACCGACCAAAGUCUGGUACAAGUACGCAAUAAUUGCGGAAUACCAGAGUGGACAAAGAGCCGCCCUGAGCACCAGUUAGUAGGAGACAGAAACCCAAGGCACAGGAUCGCCAGGGAAGUCGAUUACAAAACAGAAGGUGAAGUUGGAGACGACUCCGAUGAAGAAGAACCAGAGAAUAUCCCUGGUGAUUUCGAAGUGGAGAACACCUCCAACAACUUCGAACCAGAGGACCCAAACAAGGGACCUCACUACUCGCCCAGAAGAAAGGGCAAGGACAUCAGUGUUGGGACCAUAAUAAUGGCCCCAAGAUCCGACAUCAUUGAAAACAAUGACGAAAAAAAUACACUAAAACUGGCAAUAAGCCAGACCAAAAAAAGAACUACCAACUCUUUGGUGACAACACCAAAGAGGGAUCCCCCUGAGGAAAGUCCCUCAGAAGACAACACCCCCGAGAAAAACACCUCGGAGGGAGACCCACUGAAGGAGGACCCUUUGGAAGAAACCACCCUGGAGUCUCCAGAAGAAGACAAGCUCUGGGUGGAGUUUAUACUCGGCUGGCUAGUGGCCACAAUCCACCCUCUCCCCAGUAGAAAUACUGGGCUGCAUCAUGCACGAUUGGGCAACAAGGCCAAUCAGCCCUCCUCAUACCUGAAGGAGGACCAAGAAUUGGCAGAUAAGAUCAAGUAG